AUGGCAAAACGCAAAUAUGGGAAAAAAACAAAUAUGGGAAAAACGCAAAUAUGGCAAAAUCGCAAAUAUGGCAAAAUCGCAAAUAUGGCAAAAAUGCAAAUAUGGCACAAUCGCAAAAAUGGCAAAAUCGCAAAAAUGGCAAAAAAGGCAAAUAUGGCAAAAACGCAAAUAUGGCAAAAAGACAAAUAUGGCAAAAACGCAAAUAUGGCAAAGAAGCAAAUAUGGCUAAAAGGCAAAUAUGGCAAAAAUGCGAAAAUGGUAAAAACGCAACUAUGGGAAAAACGCAAAUAUGGGAAAAACGCAAAUAUGGCAAAAACGCAAACAUGGCAAAAACGAAAAUAUGGCAAAAACGCAAUUAUGGGAAAACGUAAACAUGGGAAAAUCGCAAAUAUGCGAAAAUCGCAAAUAUGGGAAAAACGCAAAUAUGGGAAAAACGCAAAUAUGGGAAAAACGCAAAUAUGGGAAAAAACGCAAAUAUGGGAAGAACGCAAAUAUGGGAAAUAA
Molecule: messenger RNA, 504 nt
Organism: Schistocerca cancellata (South American locust)
Lineage: Eukaryota; Metazoa; Arthropoda; Insecta; Orthoptera; Acrididae
Exons: 1
Coding region: 1-504 (167 amino acids)
Source: RefSeq, a predicted model, not a curated record